AUGAUGAGCGUCAAUUGUAUCUGGCUGCUGAGCCUCAUUGCCACUUUCACCAUUGCUACCUCCAACAACUUGCCUCUGAAGCUUUCAGUCAAGAUUCCGCUCGACUCUCAAUCAGCAAACGUGCAUAUCACCAGCGUAGACAGUUCUGCCUACCCUUUCACAGUCUCAUACGGCGGGUGCCACUCUGCAACCAGCCAGCAUGAAGCGCAUCACACCAUCUCCACAGUAAUCGAACAAGGCUCCGACCGUCUGGUCUGGAUCCUUCCCGAAGAUAUCCCCACAAACGGCUGCCUUUCCGCUUGGUCCGCACGGCACGAGCUCGUUGGGCGCAGUGAGCCGUUGGAGGUCAACAAGUUUAGCAGACCCUGGAUUAAGAAGCGAGAGUUGGAUCGAGGGACGAGGUUAAGUAAGAGGGCGAGCAUCCCUAUGACCAAUGCAAGUGGCAUCGAUGCGCAGGGUCCUUGGUUCGAUGGGGUCGAGUUGCUAAAGCAGAAGGAGAUUGGAACUGUCAGUGUCAAUGAGGCCAAGGCAAAGAAAAUUGCCAUUGUGGGAGCUGGCAUGGCUGGCUUGAUGACAUUUUUGUGUCUGAACAUGAGUGGCUUCCACAAUUUGGAGAUAAUAGAGGCCGGCCAGAGACUUGGAGGUCGCGUCCACACAGCAUAUCUGGAAGGCGGUCCAUUUGAUUACCAAUACCAGGAGAUGGGACCUAUGCGCUUCCCGGAGAGUAUCCAAUAUGCGGGAACAAACGAGACGCUGCAAGUCAAUGACAUGAAGCUCACCUUCCAGCUUGCCGAGUUUAUGAACACGCUGAACAAAGGCCAUGCAAACUUCACCGUAAAUUUCAUUCCCUGGAUCCAGAAUAACCCGAACGGAUUACAAUAUUUCCACGGGAUCAAGAAGCCGAAUGGCCUACCGCCAACCAUCACUGAGGCGAAGAACAACAAGAAUUUGACUGCGCAAAUCCCCAUCGAUCCACUUGUCACCAAAUUGACAAACACCUACAACGAUAUAGUCUGCGAUCCGACUCUCAUGGCGGCUGCAGCAAAAAAUCAAUUCACAGCCCACAAGGCAUUUCUUGACACUGGCUUGGAUGGUCUUGGAGGUGACGACUGGUCGGAGUUUGCUUACUUCCACAAUGUCCUCAAGUACUCGCUCAAUGUUACCGAUCAGGUAAUCUCAACAUCAGCGGCAGGAGAAGGCGGAGAUUCUUUUUGGGAAGAUAUCUACGACUGCGAAUACUUUUCAGCUACAAAGUGGAGGACCAUUGACGGGGGGCUUAAUCGACUGCCAUACUCGUUCUAUCCGCAUGUUGGUGCUAUCACGACCAUGAAUCGUAUGAUCGAGAGAGCGGAGUUUUUGCCCGAGACCAACCAGGUCCAGUUGUCAUGGAAGAAUAGCUUCACCGACGUUGCAUUCCAGAAUGCGACCUAUGACUAUGCGAUGAUUGCUGUGCCGUUCUCCAAGGUCCGAAUAUUUGAUCCAACUCUCACGGAUGCAAUUAGUGCUGUGCCGUAUACCACUGUCUGCAAGGUCGCGCUCCAAUUUCAGACACGUUUCUGGGAACACUUUGAGCUGCCAAUCUUUGGCAGUUGUUCCACUACGACAGAUAUUCCAGGUAUUGGCGAAGUUUGCUACCCCAGCUAUAAUCUCAAUGCCACGGGCCCAGGCGUUAUGUUGGCGAGCUAUACAGAUGCGGACUUCGGUCUUCGGUUUGCUUCAUUGACGGAAGAAGAGCAUGUCCAGUACGUCUUGAACGCGAUGAUUGAGAUACAUGGAGACGUGGCGCGGAUUCAGUACACCGGCAAAUAUAACAGGAAAUGCUGGGUGCUCGAUCCGUUGGAGAGCGCCAGCUGGGCGUCGCCAUCCAUUGGCAUGCACGAGCUGUAUAUUCCCGCUUACUUCAAGACCGAGAACAAUAUGAUUUUUGUUGGGGAACACACAAGCUAUACGCACGCGUGGAUUGCCUCCGCCUUGGAGUCUGGCAUUCGGGGAAGCGUGCAGCUCAUGCUUGAGCUAGGCCUGGUAGAUGAAGCCAAGGAGAUAACGAAGACGUUCAUGGCCCGCUGGAUAAGCAUCUGA
Messenger RNA from Letharia lupina, 2079 nucleotides. RefSeq lists its product as uncharacterized. The coding region runs from base 1 to 2079 and encodes 692 amino acids. The record is from RefSeq and is a predicted model, not a curated record. Gene Ontology annotation, molecular function: polyamine oxidase activity; L-amino-acid oxidase activity. Gene Ontology annotation, biological process: amino acid catabolic process. The transcript has 11 exons. Lineage: Eukaryota; Fungi; Ascomycota; Lecanoromycetes; Lecanorales; Parmeliaceae.